GAGGAAGCUGUGAGGAAGCCUAGCAAGCAACAUGACAUAAUACGAGCUGGUGAUGUUGUGUAACUACAUGUCUUCUUCAUCACCAUGCCUGUAGAAGCUGCAGACCCCCAGCCGUCCUCCUCCUUCUCCAGCCCGGUUAGUGCUGCUCUCACUCCAGGAGGUUUGGAGGAGGAUGGAUCUGCAAGAGGUUCUGCAGUCUGUACUUUCCCUGAGAACGGUCAUGGUUCUGAGGCAGCUGCAGCCUACCCUGCCAACACUGGACCCGGGGAAGGUAACAGUGCCGGCAAGCGGUCGGGGACCUUGCUGCAGAUCGACCGUCAGCGCAUCAAAGUGGCAUCUGCCAGCUCUGGAGCAGACGAGCUGCAAGGCCUUGGUGUGUUUGUGUAUGAUCAGGAUGUCCUCGAGCAAGGUGUUCUGCAACAAGUGGAUGAGGCGAUCCAUGAAGCGAGUCAGGCUGCGGCAAAAGCUGAGGCUGAGAAGGAGUACGAGUCUGUACUAGAUGAUGUCAGGUCUGUUACAUCAUCUUUAAAACACAUCAACAAGAUUAUUGAGCAGCUGUCUCCCUAUGCAGCCUCCAGCAAGGAUAUCAGCAGGAAAAUUGAGUCUGUAAAACGACAGAAAGAAAAUAAGGAGAAACAGCUGAAAAAAGUAAGAGCGAAACAGAAGCGACUUCAGGCCGUACUGGGAGGAGAGGACAUUCAGAGAGUGGAAGCCGAGUUGCUGGCUGAAGAUGAUGGAGAAGACGAAUCUGGACCAUCCACGCUGGGCAGCAUGCUCAUGCCGGCACAGGAGACCGAAUGGGAGGAACUCAUCCGGAAAGGUCACAUGACUCCUUUCGGUACCCGAAUCCCACAGAAGGAAGUAAAGAAGGAGCCUCGGAAACUGAUGCUGGCUGAGAACUCUGCAUUUGACCAGUACCUCGCGGACCAGGCCAAAUUGGCCACAGAGCGGAAGAAGGUACCUCUUCUUAAGAAGAAGAAAAGUUCUGCACUCCACCUUUAUGAGAGGACCAAAACAGGAAAAAACGUCUCCUCAUCCAAGGACAAAAAACUGAAGAAGCGCAUGCGAAAGCUGCAGAUAAAUGCUUUGAAAACCCAUCCUAAGGCUCGACCCAAGGCUGAGCCAAAACUUCCUAAGCUUCGGAGGAAACAACGCACAGAGGGAGAGCAGACAGACAGCGAGGGGUCAGAGUACCUGCCCAGUGAUGAGGGACUGGACUUAGACCAGGAGGAGAGGGAAGCCCUGGAGGAGGGCUUUGGGGAUAGCAAUGAUGAAGAGUAUGAACUAAAACCGUACAAGAAAAAAAUGGUGGGCACAGGAAAGAAGAAAAUGAAGAAAAACAAAAGUGAGGAUGAAUACUCUCCUGAGAGUUCAGACGACGACAAUAACCAGGGUAGAUCAAAAAAAUAUAAAGACGAUGGGGAUGUGGACUCCUAUAGGCAGCGAAUAAGGAAAUGGAAGCGACAGCGGAUUCGAGAACGAGAAGAGAAGCGAGAAAGGGGGGAGGAGCUUACAGACGACAGUGACGCAGAGUUUGACGAAGGUUUCAAAGUUCCUGGUUUCCUCUGGAAAAAACUGUACAAGUACCAGCAGACCGGUGUGCGGUGGAUGUGGGAACUCCACUGUCAGCAGGCAGGAGGCAUCCUGGGAGACGAGAUGGGAUUGGGCAAAACCAUCCAGGUCAUCAGCUUUCUGGCAGGACUAAGCUACAGUAAACUGAGGACUAGAGGGUCCAACUACAGAUACGUCGGUUUGGGUCCAACAGUGAUCGUGUGCCCGGCCACUGUGAUGCACCAGUGGGUGAAGGAGUUCCACACCUGGUGGCCUCCUUUCAGAGUGGCAGUCCUGCAUGAAACCGGCUCUUUCACCAGCAACAAGGAAAAGUUGAUUCCAGAGAUAGCAGCGGGUCAUGGCAUCCUGAUCACAUCAUAUUCAGCAGUGAGAAAUUUGCAAGACAUCUUACAGCGCUAUGCUUGGCACUAUGUUAUACUGGAUGAAGGCCACAAGAUCAGGAACCCAAACGCUGGUGUCACCGUCGCCUGCAAACAGUUUCGCACUCCUCACAGAUUUAUCCUGUCCGGCUCACCGAUGCAGAACAACUUGAAGGAGCUGUGGUCUCUGUUUGACUUCGUCUUCCCUGGCAAACUAGGGACACUUCCUGUCUUCAUGGAGCAGUUUUCUGUGCCAAUAACUAUGGGAGGAUACAGUAACGCAUCACCUGUCCAGGUCCAGACGGCGUUCAAGUGUGCAUGUGUGUUGAGGGACACAAUAAAUCCUUACCUGCUCAGGAGAAUGAAGGACGACGUCAAGGCCAACCUCUCCUUGCCUGACAAAAACGAACAGGUGCUGUUCUGCAGAUUAACAGAGGAGCAGCGGCAGGUUUAUCAAAGCUUCUUAGAUUCCAAAGAAGUCUACCAAAUACUAAAUGGUGACAUGCAGGUUUUCUCAGGUUUGAUUGCGCUGCGUAAGAUCUGCAACCACCCAGACCUUUUCUCCGGCGGGCCCCGAAUCCUGAGGGGAAUCCCAGAGGACCAGCUAACCGAGGAGGAACACUUUGGCUUUUGGAAACGCUCGGGCAAGCUGAUGGUGGUUGAGUCACUGCUGCGCCUCUGGUUCAAACAGGGCCAGCGGGUCCUGCUCUUCACUCAGUCUAGACAGAUGCUGGACAUCUUGGAGGUGUUUGUGAGGGAGAAGGACUACUCGUACCUGAAAAUGGACGGUACGACCGCAAUUGCUUCCCGACAGCCGCUCAUUGCUCGCUACAACGAGGACAAAUCCAUUUUUAUCUUCCUGCUGACCACUAAAGUUGGUGGUCUGGGAGUCAAUCUGACUGGAGCCAACAGAGUUAUCAUUUAUGACCCAGACUGGAACCCCAGCACCGACACACAGGCUCGAGAACGAGCGUGGAGAAUAGGUCAAAAGCAGCAGGUAACAAUCUACAGGCUACUGACUGCAGGGACCAUUGAAGAGAAAAUCUACCACAGGCAAAUCUUCAAGCAAUUUCUCACCAAUCGCAUUCUGAAGGAUCCCAAACAAAGACGGUUCUUCAAGUCUAAUGACAUCUACGAGCUUUUUACUUUGGCUGAUCCCGAUGGAACGCAGGGAACAGAGACAAGUGCUAUAUUUGCAGGCACCGGAUCUGACGUCAAAGUACCCAAGAAACCUGACAGGUUAAAGUCCUCACCCUCCGUCAGCCAUGAUUAUAGACCAUCUGCAGAAAAACAGAGAGAAUCCGGUGCAGAGAACAGAAACUCAUUAUUAUUAAGUCACUCCAGCAUGUCUCCAUCCAGUGGAAACUCUCAGGGUAAAUCAAACAAGCCAACGAACAGUUGGAGCACAAACCAAAAUGCAAAAAAUAUAGAGAUGAGUAAUUCUCCAAAUAUGCUUCUUGUAAGAGAUGGUAAUGAUUCGGGUUUAGUUGAGGGAGCAAACGAAAGGCCAUCCUCAACCAGCUGCCACCAGCACAGAGACACAGACAGAGGAAAGCACAGGGAAAAAAGAAAGCACUGUGACUCCACGGGUACGGACAAACACAGGCGUAAAAAACGGAAGCACUCCCGGGAUGCUCGCUUCGAAGGCCACCGGAUCUCUCAUCUGGUGAAGAAACGUACUUUCAAUAAACAAGAAAACAAAGAGACUUCGACAGAAGACCAGAAGAAAUCUGACGAUUACGUCUUGGCAAAGCUCUUUAGGAAAGCCGGUAUCCACAGUGUGAUGCAACAUGACAGCAUCAUGGAGUCAUCCAACCCGGACUAUGUUCUAGUGGAAGCAGAAGCCAACAGGGUGGCUCAAGAUGCACUCAAAGCCCUUAAGAUUUCUCGGCAGCAGUGCAGGUUGCCUUACAAUAGACCUCCUCCUCCGCCUACUAAAAAACGUUUUGGACAGAAGAAGAAUUCACUCUUAGUCACGUCUUCUGCCCAGCCUGUCGCCGCUUCUGUUAAAUGCAAGGAUGCUGCUGUUGUGACGAAGUCUGUCUCAAAGAAGCCAACUGCAGGAGCUCAUUUUAGUGGGGAAGGAGCAGAUGAUGAUUCAAACUCAGCGCCGCUGUCGUCCAGUUCUCUGCUGGCCAAGAUGAAAGCUCGAAACCACAUCGCUAAGCCUUCCUCCCAGGGAGCAGCAGCAGAGGAGGAAGAGGAGGAGAGCGGCCCUGGAGCUCCAGGAACAAGCGCUCCUCCUGCUCCCCCCACUGAGCACGACGAGCUGCUGGUGGAUCUGCGCAACUUUGUGGCCUUCCAGGCGAGUGUGGACGGCGAGGCCACCACGCAGGAGGUGCUGGAGUAUUUCAAACCCAGACUGACCCAGAAACAGGCGCCCAUCUUCAGAGAGCUGCUCAGGAGCAUCUGUGACUUUCACCGGACCUGUGGUCAGGAGGGCAUCUGGAGGCUGAAGGGGAACUUUCGCUGAAGCAAAGGAAUGACUGUCAACUAGAGGGAAAAGAAAAAAAAAAAAAAAAAACUUCCAGCUAUUAGCCUCAUAUGAUGAAGCUUAUGUUUUUUUAUGUUUGUGAAAUACUCGCCAAACAGCGAUAAUAAUAUUUUGAUAUCAAUCAGGAAUACAACGUUUAAAUGGUGCUUUUGGGACUCUUUCUUGGAAAGCCAGUUUACUGUCUGAAACUUGAGUUGUAGCGUUGUUGCACAUGUCUCCAUGAUUUUUGUUCAAUUCAAUCUGGCUGUCUAUGAAUUCAUUUUUGUGUCAUAUUGUCAAGCCAUAUUACCUCAUAUGCUGUCAGGUGAAUUGUUUCCACUUAAACCACCUCACUUUUGUUAGAUUUGUGAUAUUUUUCUAUCAAGGGGAAAGUGUGCCACUUUAUAAAUAUCACUGUACAGCAGAUUUUGGUGAAUUUUCUAAUGACUGACUGAUCGAUCUGUCUGAAUAAAUGGACCUUAAGUUGCUUCAUGUGGGGGGAAAAAAAUCUACCUGCCUUUUUGUAGGUAAAAUUCAAAUUACGGUUGUAAAUUAGUCACUAUAUUUAACUUAAUAUGAAUCUCCUGUCUUUUCUUGCAUAUUUUUUGUGCAGUAAACAUCUGUAAGCUCAUGUUUUUAUGUAAAAAAAAUACAAAAAGAAAAGUGGGUCAGAAUUUA
Molecule: messenger RNA, 5082 nt
Organism: Poeciliopsis prolifica (blackstripe livebearer)
Lineage: Eukaryota; Metazoa; Chordata; Actinopteri; Cyprinodontiformes; Poeciliidae
Gene: ercc6
Product: excision repair cross-complementation group 6
Exons: 22
Coding region: 85-4404 (1439 amino acids)
Biological process (GO): transcription-coupled nucleotide-excision repair
Cellular component (GO): nucleus
Molecular function (GO): ATP binding; ATP-dependent chromatin remodeler activity
Source: RefSeq, a predicted model, not a curated record